AACCAUAAACCCCUUUUCCCCUCCCAAAGAAAAAACUCCACCAACGUCAACCCCACCAAAGCCAAUAAUCCCAACUCCUCUGGCCUAUAUAAACCUCAUUUCCUUCUUCAAGUUCUAUAUACAACAACAUUCUAAGCUUAUUACUAGGUCCUCGAUGGAUAGCCUUGUGAUCUUAGCCAUUUUGAUGAUCACUUCAAAUUUUCUUGUAGUACAAAUUGUUUCCAUAACAGCCUCAUGCAGCCAAACCCCAUAUCCUCAAGUUUGCAACCAUUACAUUACCAACAACCUCUUAUCAACUCUUGAUGUUCGCGAGCAAGGGUUUGCAUUUCGUGGCCUAGCCCUCAAGGUCACCAUGGACCAAGCCAUCGAAGCGCAUCGACUUGUUUCAUCAGCAGUGCACUUGAAGUCAUUGUACAACGAGCGAGCCAAGUUGGCGUGGGAUGAUUGCUUGGAACUCUACGAGGAUACCAUUGACAAGCUCAAUCGUUCGAUGAGUGCCAACAAUGCUUUAGACGCUAAUACAUGGCUAAGUGCAUCCAUUGCCAAUCAACAAACUUGCCAAAACGGUUUUAGCGAUCUGAACAUUCCUAAUUCUCAUUUACAAUCUUCGUUCCCAAACUUUUACAAGCUAAGCACAGACUUGCCUAUGUUGCUUAGCAAUUCGCUAGCGAUACACAAGGCGUCUAGUACUUCUUCUUCUUCCUCGGCUAUGCAUUUCAGUAAACAGGUACGAGGCAGACGCUUAUUGCUCAAGUCUGAUGAUGGGUUCCCGGAAUGGGUUUCAGCUUCAGAUCGAAAGCUUCUCCAGUCGAGCGUUGGACCAAAGCCAGCUGAUAUAGUAGUAGCUCAAGAUGGGUCUGGAAAUUACAAGUCUAUAACUGAAGCUGUGGCUGCAGCCAAGGAAAGUAGUGGUAGUGGGACCAGAAGGGUUGUCAUAUACGUGAAGGCAGGGGUUUACAAAGAGAAUGUUGAGGUUAAGAAGACAAUGAAGAAGCUGAUGUUUGUCGGAGAUGGGAUGGAUGCAACCAUUGUUACCGGGAAUAAAAAUGCCCAAGAUGGCUCUACCACUUUUCGCUCUGCCACUUUCGGUGUUUCCGGCGAUGGCUUCAUAGCUCAAGACAUGACAUUCGAAAACACGGCCGGACCACAGAAACACCAAGCCGUCGCACUCCGCUCCGGCGCCGACCACUCAGUCUUCUACAGAUGCAGCUUCAAAGGCUACCAAGACACCUUAUACGUCUACUCCCAACGCCAGUUCUACCGUGACUGCGACAUAUACGGCACCGUAGACUUCAUCUUCGGCGACGCCGCCGCCAUCCUCCAGAACUGCAACAUCUACGUCAGAAAGCCCAUGAGCAACCAGAUCAACACCGUGACGGCCCAAUCCCGGAAAGACCCUAAUGAGAACACGGGCAUUAUUAUCCACAACUGCCGCAUAACGGCGGCACCGGACCUGAGAGCCGUGCAGGGCUCGUUCAGGACCUAUUUGGGUCGGCCAUGGCAGAAGUAUUCAAGGACGGUGAUAAUGAAGAGUAACCUAGAUGGCUUGAUUGCGCCACAAGGUUGGUUUCCUUGGAAUGGAAGUUCUGCGUUGGAUACGCUUUAUUAUGGGGAAUAUAUGAACACUGGGGCUGGUGCUGCUACUGGAGGGAGAGUUAAGUGGCCUGGUUUUCGGGUUAUAACGAGUGCGGUGGAGGCGGGGAAGUUCACCGUAGGGAAUUUCUUGGCCGGAGACGAGUGGAUUCCGGGGACUGGAGUGCCGUUUGAAGCUGGUCUAUGAUGUUGACACUAGCUGUACUGCUAUAGAUACGAAUGCAUGCGGAUAGAAAGUUGUUUUCCUUAGUAGGGUUUUGCCCACUUGGGUGGAUCAUGGCAUGGGAUAGUGACCUAGAGUCAUGUAAAGUUGUCAUCAUAUAGCUUGUCAUAAAGUCUUCUACAGAUGCUUUUGCCUGCAUUAGAUUUGUUGAAGCCCAAUGCAAUAAAUGCAUUAACAUGCGUUACUUGGUUGAAAUGAGAUAUAAUUCAUAAAUAUUUAGAUGAAAAGACAAUAAAUAACUAAUCCUUCA
Molecule: messenger RNA, 2066 nt
Organism: Rosa chinensis
Lineage: Eukaryota; Viridiplantae; Streptophyta; Magnoliopsida; Rosales; Rosaceae
Product: pectinesterase
Exons: 2
Coding region: 155-1780 (541 amino acids)
Biological process (GO): cell wall modification
Molecular function (GO): pectinesterase inhibitor activity; pectinesterase activity
Source: RefSeq, a predicted model, not a curated record